This is a messenger RNA of Aquila chrysaetos chrysaetos, 3249 nucleotides long. RefSeq names its product chemokine-like receptor 1. Gene Ontology annotation, molecular function: N-formyl peptide receptor activity; complement receptor activity. The record is from RefSeq and is a predicted model, not a curated record. The transcript has 2 exons. Gene Ontology annotation, cellular component: plasma membrane. The coding region runs from base 872 to 1957 and encodes 361 amino acids. Gene Ontology annotation, biological process: positive regulation of cytosolic calcium ion concentration; phospholipase C-activating G protein-coupled receptor signaling pathway; complement receptor mediated signaling pathway. NCBI's taxonomy places the organism in Eukaryota, Metazoa, Chordata, Aves, Accipitriformes, Accipitridae.
GGCUCCGCCUGCCCUACAGCGCGGGGCAGGGGAGGACCCUGUCCCCCAGACCUGCCUGGGGUGUUCCCAGCAAUCCGGGGGUACCUCUCGCUUCCCCCCAUGAGCUGGAGGACUGGACAUCCCCCCACCCCACACCAGGCAGGGAGCGCUUCCAGCCACCCCCAAGGUCGGGGUGCUGGCCGAAACCACGUCUCAAAGCAAGCAGGCCUGCCAGGCUGCCGCUUGGGUUGGCAGCACCGGUGUGGUGCUGCUGUGGGGAGCAAAGCCUGCUCCGUGGGUCCCCCUCUUCCCCCCCCCACGGCCGCAGGCCAGCCCCGGUGCCCAGUGGGGUGUCCGGGCACUCGGGAGGAAGGACAGUGCCUGGGGUGGGGGGGUGUGAGUGUCACAGGCAGGAGAGGGGCCGUAUUUUCCUGGUGCUUUGCCGAUGGGGUUGGCCAAGCGGCCCGAGGGAGCCUGUGGCCGCCGGGGCUUCAGGGGUUAAAUCAACGUACCACAAAUUGAGGAACAAGAUUAGGGAAUAAGCGAUCCGACUAAAUUCCUCGUGAUCCCAAGCCAUGGCAAAACGGGACGAGGCAGCGUGAGUCACUCCAGAGAGAAGCAGCGUCCCAAAGGGGAGUCAGCCAGCAGGUGAGACCAGCCGCCGUGGGCAGAGCGGCCAAGGAGCGCGGUGCCGCGGUGAGUCCUGCCGGGACCUGGACCUGGACCCAGCGAGGCGGUGUGCCGAGGCAGGGUGCCAAAGGGCGAGGAGAACGGUGGGCUCGCCGGGAGGAAGGUUUGUGGGUGAAGGGCUGACAGUUACACCAGAAUACACCUCGGGUACUGUUCUGCCUACUGGAGUGCACUGCCCUGGAAGGACUCCGGCUUGCCGGUGAUGGAGAGCAUCUCUUCUUCCCCUUCACCCUUCUCUGCCAGUUCCCCCACCGUGCAGUCCGAGAACGCCACUGCCCAUGACUACUACUCCGGCCUGCAGAAGAGCAUGCACAUCCUCUCCAUGGUGGUGUACAGCAUCGCCUGUUUGCUGGGGGUGACAGGGAACGGCCUUGUCAUCUGGAUCGCAGGCUUCAAGAUGAAGAAGACGGUAAACUCUGUCUGGUUCCUCAACCUGGCCAUUGCUGACUUCAUCUUCACCUUUUUCCUGCCCCUCAGCAUUGCCUACACCGCCCUGGGCUUUCACUGGCCAUUUGGGAAGCUCCUGUGCAAGCUGAACAGCACCAUCGCGUUCCUCAACAUGUUCGCCAGCGUCUUCCUCCUGACGGUCAUCAGCAUGGACCGCUGCGUUUCUGUGGCCUUUCCUGUCUGGUCUCACAACCGCAGGAGUCCGGAGCUGGCAGCCAGGAUUGCACUGGGGACGUGGAUCCUGGCUCUCCUCCUCAGCUCCCCGUACCUCGUCUUUCGGGACACGGUGGUCAGUUCCAGGAACAUCACCAGCUGCUAUAAUAAUUUUGCACUUUCCGAUGACUACACGUCCGAGGCAACGCGGAGGCUGUGGAGGAUGCGGCACAAAGCGAUGAUCAUAACACGAUUCUUAUGCGGGUUCCUCAUCCCUUUCACGGUGAUUCUCAUCUGCUACAGCAUCGUUGCUGUCAAGCUGAAAAGGCGGCAGUUAGCCAACUCUGCAAAGCCAUACAGAAUUAUCAUUGCUGUCACAGUCUCGUUUUUCCUCUGUUAUUUCCCCUAUCACGUCUUCUCCUUGCUGGAAAUAUCCAAAAACUCUUCCAGUCAUGAGAUGAAAAUGGCCCUUUACAUAGGGAUCCCCUUGGUUUCCAGCCUUGCUUUCUUCAACAGCUGCAUCAACCCCAUCCUGUACGUAUUUGUGGGGCCGGAUUUCAAGGAGAAGUUUCGCCAGUCCAUCCUGUCAACCUUCGAAGGGGCCUUCAGCGAGGAGUCGGUCCUGGGCAGUCUGACCAGCCGGCGGAAGUCCAGGUCUGCUUCGGAAGCGGAGGUCCCGAGGGUCUGAGCAGGCACUGGUGUGGAGGGGGCAGUUAUUUUCUCUGCGAUUUCCCUUCAUUUCAGAGCUAUAGUUGCAGAACUGGGGGCUGCAAAGGGCUGUGUAUGCUAACGAAGUGUGAUUUCACAUUUUGGAGGUAUCUCAAAUCUACUAUGACUUAAUAUAUUACAGAAAUUAAACAACCAUCUGGGGCUGCAGCAGGGUGGGAAAGUCAAAGUACAUUUUGCUCCUUGUGUUGCUUCCUUGGCUGCCUUGUGUCCCUCUAUCUCUUCCAUCCCCCUAUGGUCCAUCAUACCCAGCAAAAUAUCUCCCUGGCUGGCCAUGCUGAGGGGGCAAUCACAGCCUGGGUGGUGGCUGCCAUCAGAUUUGGUUGCCUCAGCGCUGCUGAUCUCUUACAGCUUCCAGUUUUUAACAGGGGACCCUUUAUAAAAUUCGCUGGGUUUGUGACUCUGCUGGCAGAGCUCCCUUUACUUUCCUCUCCUCCUGGGGCUCUCAAGGAGGGAGCUCUCAGGUGCUCUCCAUGCCGCCCAGCCCAGGGUCACCUUGUACGCGUCCGGGGGAGGCAUCUGGGGACAAAUCCUGUUUGCAUCUCUGUUGGGUUCACCUGCCUGCAGUGCAUUUACACGUGGCGACCCAAGAGGAGAUUUUCUUCCCUGCCCUUACCAGACUUCCCUGGCAGCUCAGCUUUGCUGGGGUUCCACCAGGGAGCAAAAUCGGGUGCAGCUGCACUGGCGGAGUACAGCUGUGCUGGAGGUGUACGGCUGCGCUGGAGGUGUAUGACUGUGCUGAGGUGUACGGCUGCGUCAGCAUUUCAGCUGUCCAGAGGAGAAGAUGAGGGAGGGGAGAGCUAUUCCAUAAGUCCCUUGUAAUUAAAUUAGUAAACAAAAUACAAAAAUCCUUUCCCAUGUAUCAUUCCAGUCUGGUGCAUGGGCUGCUAAAGCUUAAGGACAAAAUAAUUAAAAAAAAAAAAGCAGCUUGAACGUGCAGUAGGAUCCAUCCAGAGGCACUCCUACACAUGCAGCUUUUAAAGAAAUAGGGUUAAAUGAAAUGGCUAUAUGUAUUUUUGUAGGGUCUGGAAUAGCUAGUAAGACACUCAUCUUUUCUCUCCCCAGAUGUGUGGCAGGACAAAUUAUUGGUUGUGCUCCAGUUCCUCAGGUUUGAUGUACAGCAUAACUAUUGCUGAGCAAUGCUUGUCUGUGUGUGUGCAUUUGACAUGUUUCUGGCCCUUAAACAGUGAAGAUCUGACAUUUUGUACUGUUGGUGAAUGAAUAUUAAACCCCAUUAAACUUAUGUAAAACAUA